This is a messenger RNA of Cooperia oncophora, 567 nucleotides long. The record is from the annotation of a GenBank genome assembly. NCBI's taxonomy places the organism in Eukaryota, Metazoa, Nematoda, Chromadorea, Rhabditida, Trichostrongylidae.
AUGCAGUUUGUGUGUUCUACCGGAAUGUCAUCACUGAUGAGGAAGUUUGUUCUGGAUGAGUGUGGAGGAUUAUCUGCUUUCGGUGAUGUUUUGGCGGAGGAUUACUUCAUUGGGCUGGAGUUUAGCCUGGUUGGCGAUCAGCAAUUUCUACUCAUCCAGCCCUUCAAAACGGCGCUGAACCAACGGUGGCGAAGUUCCAUGCAAGAAUUAGACGAUGGAUGCAGCUACGGAAUAGCUAUGUUACCUCACAUGAUGUUUGUAGAACCUUUACAGGAUUGCUUUAUGGCCGGUUUUAUUGGCUGUAUGUGCGCUAACCACCUAUUCGGUCUAAAUCCUAUAGCUUACUACAUAGUGCACUGUUUCUUCUGGAUUUCAUGUGAUUACGCUCUGAAUCGAUCAAUACAGAAUGGCCCUCUGCCAUACGGCUUACCGGCUUUCGCAUUGGCGUGGGCGGUCCGUGAAGGAUUGGCGCCGUUCAUCUACAUUCGCGCAAUACUAACACCGAACAUCAACUGGAGAAAUGGCCGGUUUCGAUUACAUUGGGGCGGCAAGAUCAAGUCCUCGUGA